UAUUUGCAAGCAAGCAAGCAGAUUGACACCUGACAAAUGACAACAAAUGUCAAAACUUGACAUUUGAGUAGUGUUUUGGGUUGUGCUUGUCAGCUUGUGCCAUUUCCAAUACAACAAAAUAGAUUUCGGUUUCGUACUUCUCGCAGUAAUCUUCAAAUAACCAAUUUUCAGACAUGGGUCGCCGAAAAUCGAAAAGAAAGCCUCCGCCAAAGAGGAAAGCUAUCGAGCCGUUGGAUCAACAAUUCAACUGCCCAUUUUGCAACCACGAAAAGUCGUGUGAGGUGAAAAUGGAUCGAGCCAGGAAUACGGCUCGGAUACAGUGUCGAGUUUGUUUAGAAGACUUCCAGACUACUACAAACGUGUUAUCCGAGCCCAUUGAUGUAUACAAUGACUGGGUGGAUGCCUGUGAGAGCGCCAAUUAGUUUUAUGCCAUUGGUUAUUUUAAGUUAUAAAUAUUUUUAAUCUCACCAAUGUUUUUGGUCUACUAGACAUUUUCAAGCUUAAUUUUAUGUGACUAGUAUAUAUAUAUAUGUAUACAUUUCAUUUUGUAUGAUAAUGCAAAUAAUUGCAUUUAUACUAUAUGGAGAAUGACGUGGAUUAUUUUACUGUAAUGUAACAUCAAGUAUAAGGAAUAAUAAACUCUGAAAGAACAAA
Messenger RNA from Spodoptera frugiperda (fall armyworm), 654 nucleotides. Its product is annotated as transcription elongation factor 1 homolog. Bases 174 to 422 code for a protein of 82 amino acids. NCBI's taxonomy places the organism in Eukaryota, Metazoa, Arthropoda, Insecta, Lepidoptera, Noctuidae. Gene Ontology annotation, biological process: transcription elongation by RNA polymerase II. Gene Ontology annotation, molecular function: RNA polymerase II complex binding. Gene Ontology annotation, cellular component: transcription elongation factor complex. The transcript has 3 exons. The record is from RefSeq and is a predicted model, not a curated record.